Molecule: messenger RNA, 1251 nt
Organism: Aspergillus fischeri NRRL 181
Lineage: Eukaryota; Fungi; Ascomycota; Eurotiomycetes; Eurotiales; Aspergillaceae
Exons: 9
Coding region: 1-1251 (416 amino acids)
Source: RefSeq, a predicted model, not a curated record
AUGUCCCUCCUCAUUCUGAUCGGGGUCUUCGAAACUUACCCCGUGCAGAGUGAUCCCAGGGAUCUUCCAAAGAAUGAACUCUCCCGAGUCAAACCCGAGUUCAAGCCCGAUGACUGGAAGGCUACCGCUGGAAAAGCGCCAGUUAUUAACCCGGCAGAUAUGGAUGAGAAGCACUGGGGCAUUGUCAUGCGCAAUAACGGUGUUCUGUGUGGGCUACAUCCUCAGGGCGAAAUCGCCAAGGAGAUCACACUACCCUCUGGAAAGACUGUCACCAUUCCUUUGAUUACCGUGCCAACUCCCGCCAGAAAAGCCUACUGUCCCGCCUUUGCUAUCAAACCGAGGGCUAUAGCGCCCCAUGACAUCACAUUUGAAGACAAGGACAAAGAGAAGGUGUCUGAUGACAAAACGAAGUUGUUUUGUAUUCCGAGGUUCCGGAUCACCGACAAAACAAGCGUUGAAGUCUUCGAGACCCGCAACUCCUUGGAGAAGUCGUUGGCUGAAAGUGGAUUUACUCAGCACUCGGUGAAGGGCGGCGUAGGUGGCACGAUAGGCCCUGUAUCAGGAGGCUUCAGUGGCGGCUAUAAUUCUCGCACUGAUAACAUCAACGCCGAUGCCUUUUCUGUCGAGAGAAAGUACAUGCAUAUCAGUUUCAAUUUUUACAAGCAGUUUGGGGAAUUGUUUGAGCCUGAAGUCCAUCUGGGUGGUCGACUGUUUUCUACUGAGGAGUUUGACGGAGUUGUAGGAUCGACAGUUGGACAAAAGAUCACCAAUCUUAAGAUUGCAGCCGGCGCCUCUUUUUCAGGUGGAGGGUUCUCGGCGAAAGUCAGCGGCAAAUAUGAGGAAGCAAAUAAUAAAAAGGAGGACAUCAAAUCGGCCACAAUGACCCAGUCAAUUAGCUGGUGUGCUGACGGAGGCGACACCACGCUUUGCAAUAACGCUCCCGCGUGGUGCCCUACUGUUGCUUCAUUUUACAACUGGCGUGUGAUGCAGAAAACCAAGCUCGUCAAACUCGUGGACCACAUUGGGUUGCUUCCCACGUACAACGAUAUCCCGUGUCUCACUCGAAAUAUAGAGUGUCUUGCUGCUGCUGAAAAGGACUGUCUUUCGUUUUCCAGCGAGAAUUUUGUCAAUUUUGCUCCUGUCCCAUCACCGGAAUAUUGUGUCUCUGAUGUAUCAUUCAAGAUACCUAUUGCGGAACCCAGCACUCUCUUCUACGAUAAAGAGGAUGAGAAAACAAAGAUCAAGGUAUAA